AUGAUGAAUGUUUGGUCUCUUAAACGCUUUUCCUCUACUACAGGAAGUUCUAUUACUUCCAGUUCAAAUAGCAUUGGGUACUUUGCAUAUAGUAUUAACUCAAAAAUCAUUGUAUUUGACAUAAAUUCGAUGAUUGAUGGGAGCAAUGGUAACAUUAUGUUGAAGUCAAAUACCUUCAAUAGGGUUGUAAUAGAUAUUCAAGGUGAAACUAAAAAUAUCCGACCUUGGAAAGACUUUAGUGCAAACAAGUCCCAGGAUUACAUUACCCUAGAACCGUUCUGUAAGUUUUGGGUCAAAUCCGUAUUUGUGAAUGACCUUCAAUGGGGCCCAUAUACCCAAAGUAGGUGGUCAAUUCUUUUUUCUUCCUUAAACAAUGGAGUAGUACAUAUAUGGCUUGUCCCAAACAUUGAUUCAUACUCGCUUCCAAAUUAUUCUCCAAUCCCGUGUUUUGAACUAUUGGACUUAGUAUACAACAGCUUAACAACUGAGACUGAUAGUAAGCUAGUUGAAUUUGACUGGGAUACCAUGAAGGCUGUUAAAGGAAAUAUAUCACAAAAUCUUUGUACAGAUCUUAUGCUGAACACGGAUACCCCUAUUGCUUAUUCUUGUGUAUUAUCAGUUCAGAAAAGCGAAAUUUCUUUCAAAAAUAAUGGUUUUGCCCUUUUUUCAGCCUGCUGGAAUGAGUUCUUUGUAGUUUAUGCAAUUGAUAUAUGCGAAAACCCUGAAGAAAGUUGCAAAACUACCAUUAACAAAAUUCUAACCUCAGAACAGAAAUAUUUAUUUGAAUCUUUUCCGAUAACCCCAAAAGUAAACUGUAGGCCUUUAAUACUGACUCGAAUUCCAGAUAAAAAAUUGGAUGAAAUAGUAACGAGUUGCUUAAUUACUGAAUUUUGGUCUUCUGGAAAGGAGUUACUUUUCGAGAUUUAUACUGGUUCAUCUGAAGGGAAAAUACAAAUAUUUAAAUUUUCUAUAUUAGAAGACUCCAGAGAUAUUAAAUGUUUAGGCCAUAAUUUGAUCAAUAAAAGCUGCCCCAGUGUUCCAAUUACACAAUUAAGUUAUAAACCUGUUUCAAAUAUUAGCAAUGGGAAGGAACAUAUACUUCUUGCUUCAAAAGGUACAAACAUCUUUUUUGGAAAAGUUGGUGUUGAAGGCAUGAACUGUGAAAUUCUCAAACCAACUAUUCAUAACAUCAAAUUCAGCCACCAAAUGCCAAUUAAAACUGCAAAAUACAUGGAGGAUAUUAUAUACAAUGAGAAAAUAUUUGAUACUGCUUUUUUAACAGUAGACCAAAGUGGACUGGGGAUUCUUCAUAUUGUUGAUUUGGAAAAAAAAACGUUUAAUUCAGUCCAGGUUCUUACAAUGAGUAAGUUGAACGAUGCUCCCUCGAUGUUUCCAAACCUAGACCAAAGUUCAAAUAAUUCUAGUAAUGACUUAGAAAGUUCCAACCAAAACCUGAACAAGAGUUUUUCUCUGGAAAGCUUGCAGAAUGUUCCCUCCAGCAUAAAGUCAAUUAAAAACUCCAACAAUGAUUUUAGAUUGAUUUCUUUUGAAAAUCCUUUGGUACCUGGACAAUUUUACAACUUUAAAAAAAAAAGUCUUCAUAAUUUCUCCAUUGCUGUAACUAACUCAGCAGCUUUAAACACAAUUCGUCUGAUCAUUGUAUUCAACAAUUUCUCUCCGAUGGACCAUAUCUGUAACAGAAUUUCAAAUCACUUUAUCCAUACUGAAUCUCUAAUUAACAACUACUCCGACUUUGAGGACGAAAAAUGCCUGUACAAUCUCUCCAAAGCAGUUUCUCAAGCCUUUACACUUAACGACAUAAGACUUAUUCUUGCGGGCCCUCUAACCAUGAACAAAAUUCCUCUAUUGGAAGAAAUAGAUGAAAAGCCACCAAAAGGACAUGAGGAUCUUAUUCAACCUAAGGAGGUCAGCGGCAGUAAUAGCAAUGGCAGUUUAAACGAGGAUACCAAUAAAAAGAUGAGUUCGUUUUUGAAUUUAAAACUUGGGGAAAAACUUAGAUUGAAAGUAAAAGAUGAGGAAUCUUGCAAAGAUGAAAGUUCUGAUGAGGUUCUGAAUGUAUUUUUCUCUAUAUUCUAUGAGAUUAUACCUUUGGAACUGAUUAAAGAUGCGAUUUCUUAUAACUUAAUUGAAGAUGAGUUUCCACAAGAUAUUACCAGUUUUUUCAAUAUUUACAAACCAAUCUUUUCUAACUUAAUUCUGUUGAUUUUCUGCUACAUAAUUGAAAUUGAGCCAUUUAUACCUAAGUCUUUGGAAUAUGUAGUCGGCUGUAAAGACAAAAACAAUAGCUUUGAAACCCUUGUUAAGACCCUAAAUCAAGCAGUCCCCCUCUCUGAACUUCCAAAUAAAGAGCUUGAGAAAUCUAAUUUAAGCAAAGAGUCUAUGUUAUCUCUCUUGUUCAAAAUCAUUUAUUUGGUUAGAAUUCUGAAUUCAUUAAGAUGCCUUGUAGUUUUACUUUACUCUCGUUCUAAUGAAACGGUGGAUCCCUCAGUAAUAAAACGUGAAGAACAGAUGUCCAUAUAUCUAGUUAAGUUGCAAUACUACAUUCAACUUCAAAUAACUCAAGUAUACCACGUUGAGUUCCUUGGAUUACAGCCAAAUUUAUCCGUUACCGCUGGCUUAAAAUAUAUCUGGAGUUGUGUGAAAGAAUCUAAACCCAUAUACUUGUCCCAAAUUGCCUUGUCAGACAAAGGUUUGGGUGAAUACUUUCAAGAUUUGAUUGAUAACUCAUGUUGCCUGAUUUCAGAGCCGCCCUAUAACCUUUAUCAGUGUUUAAAUAAGCACCAAGAAUUCAUGGAUUCAAAAACUUUUGAUGCUGGUAGCUCCAACUCCAACUCUAACUCUAACUUUAAAGAUGGCUGUGUAUCUUCUGUUCCAAUUUGCCCAAUUACCUUUCUUCCAGUAAAUGUUUUUGCAAUGCACAAACAUCUUUCAUGCAAUUUUUGUGGGAAGGUUAUUUUCAUUCCAACAGAAAUGAUUAACCAAACUUGUAUUCAAAGCGGAAAAGACUUAAGCUCUUCAAUUUCCAUUUUUGAGAAAAUAUCUCUUCGAGGUGGAUAUUACACAUGCCAGUUCUGCCUGAACGUUACUGAACUUUUGGAUAUUUAA
This is a messenger RNA of Cryptosporidium ubiquitum, 3126 nucleotides long. RefSeq lists its product as uncharacterized. The coding region runs from base 1 to 3126 and encodes 1041 amino acids. NCBI's taxonomy places the organism in Eukaryota, Apicomplexa, Conoidasida, Eucoccidiorida, Cryptosporidiidae. The record is from RefSeq and is a predicted model, not a curated record. The transcript has a single exon.